UACCCGCAGUACAGAUCUGAUCUACUCAUCUUUCAUUUUAAAAGAACCUUGUUCAGCUGCUCCUCUGAGUUUCUAAACAAAGCAGUAACAAUGGAAAGAUCCUCUUCUGCUGUGGUAGAGCGCUUUGAUGACAGUUCAAACACUCCACAGUGUGCAGGCUUAAAGGAACAGUUCACCACAAAAAUCAACAAAAGAUAUGUUUCCUCUAACCUGUUGUGUUAUUCGUCAAUCUAGAUUGUUUUGUUGUGAGUUGCAGUGUUUGAGAUCGUAGGGAUGUCUGCCUUCUCUCCAAUAUAAUGGGAAUGUAUAGCACUUGGCUUGAGGUGCUUCAAAGAACAUACAUUUGAAAAACUGCUUACAACUAUGUUUGUGGAUUAUUUUAAGCAACAAAGAGACAUUGCUGUUGAAACCAAGAUGGCCACAGCCAAAAACCAAGAUGGUGAUGGCCAAAGAGACUUAUUAUACUUUUGGUACCUUUUUUCUGUCAAUACUUAACACAUUUUAAUGCAGGACUUUUACAUGUAUUGACAUGUUACUUUUACUUAAAAUAUCACAACACUUCUUUCAUCUGUUCAUCUUGGGGACUCAUUCAUUUAAUAAAAGUAGAAGUCAUCUUCAAAAAUAACACAUUGAUCCUCGUGUGUUUUCUCUUCAUCACAUGCAGAGUUAUUCCCACUUAGAUGAUGGAAUAAAACUUCCAACAGCAACUGUCCUUGGCAUAUAAAACAUUCCAGCCCCCAAUUUUCUUUUUUCUAGCUCCACAAAGCAUCACAGAGCUGCAGCCGAGCCCUUCCCCUUUUUUCACACUGCCUUGAGGCAAAUAAUUCGUUUUUUUCUGGUAAACUUUCUGGGUUUACAAAUAGUGAAAGGGCUGAGGCUGAGAGGACAGAAGCAGCUGUCGUUCUCUGACAAACAGAACCCAAAACAUCCAAAAACACAAAAGUUGUUUUUCUUUUGAGAAGCAUCUUCAAGAGGUCCAUUGGAAGAUAGUUAUUUUGUUGGUUCUCGUACAAAGAGAGAAUUAACCUGCGAUGUCUCUGAGAGGUGAAGUGUGUGUGGUGACGGGAGCCAGUGGAUUCCUGGGGAAGAGGCUGGUGAGGCUGCUGCUGGAGGAAGAGCAAGCGGCUGAGAUUCGACUGCUGGACAAACAAGUACAGCCGCAACUUUUAGAGUCUCUGGAGGACUGUCGAGGCGACACACAGUUGACUGUUUACGAGGGCGACAUCAGAGACGGCGAAUUCCUGAGGAAAAGCUGUCGAGGAGCAUCGACCGUCUUCCACAUCGCAGCCAUCAUCGACGUUAAGGACACGGUGGAGUACAGCGAGAUACACGGGGUCAACGUCAAAGGAACGCAGCUGCUUCUGGAGGCUUGUAUCCAGGAGAACGUGGUGUCCUUCAUCUUCACCAGCACCAUCGAGGUGAUGGGACCAAACCCAAGAGGUGAACCCAUCAUCAACGGCAGCGAGGACACAGUGUACGAGUGCGCUCUGAAGUUCGCCUACAGCAAGACCAAAAAGGAGGGCGAGCGGAGGACCCUGGAGGCCCACGGCGAGCUGCUCCAGAACGGAGGCCGACUGGCCACGUGCGCCCUCAGACCGAUGUACAUCUACGGCGAGGGCUGCCGCUUCCUGCUGGGCCACAUGGGCGACGGGAUACGAAAUAGAGACGUUCUGUUUCGCAUGUCUCAGCCAGAAGCCCGGGUGAAUCCCGUGUAUGUGGGCAACGUGGCCUCGGGCCACCUCCAAGCGGCACGCAGCCUCAAAGAUCCACAAAAAAGAAACGCCAUCGGAGGAAAGUUUUACUUCAUUUCCGACGACACGCCGCUUGUGAGCUACUCGGACUUCAACCACGUCGUGAUGGCACCUCUGGGCUUCAACAUUCAGGAGAAGCUCAUGUAUCCGCUCUGGCUCCUCUACACGGUCUGCUUCCUCAUGGAGAUGCUGUGCAUGAUGGUCCGGCCUUUGGUACGCAUCGUCCCGCCGCUGAACCGGCAGCUCGUCACCAUGUUGAACACGCCGUUCAGCUUCUCCUAUCAGAAGGCCAAGCGGGACCUGGGAUACGCCCCCAGACACACCUGGGAGGAGGCCCGCAAACGCACCACCGAGUGGCUCGCGUCAGAGCUGCCGAAGGAGAGGGAGAGAAUAAGAGCAAAAUAAUUUGUGAAAAGUCGUUUAUACAUUAUCGGUUUGUGCAUGCUUGUGUUUUAAUUCAUUGGUUAAGACCCUUUCCCUGUGGCGACAGUAAGAAGAAAGUUUUAGAGGAAGUGUAUUUGAAGCACACAGCCAAAAAAAUGGCGAUCAUCACUGUCAAUGUUUCUUUAGAGGCACCAUUUACUAUUUUGUAGCCUGUUGUAGCAUCUUUCUCAUUAUUCUAAUAAGUUUAACACAUGUUCUUGUUAUUUCGUUUGUCUGAUAUUACCACUAGGAGUCACCAUAUUCCUACAACUAUAUGGUUUAUUUGAGGAUAAGCAUUCACUCUUUCUACGAUUUAAGGUUAACGGUACAGUAAGCAAUGUUCAAUUUUGUGAGGAAGAGGAGGGUUGGACUCCCAACACACUAAAAGUUCAAAAACAAUUUUACAUCUUUAUCGUUGACUCAUGUCAAUGUCACCUGUUGUCCCUUCACUGUAUUGCAA
Anarrhichthys ocellatus (wolf-eel) is the source of this 2634-nucleotide messenger RNA. RefSeq names its product hydroxy-delta-5-steroid dehydrogenase, 3 beta- and steroid delta-isomerase 1 (gene hsd3b1). The coding region runs from base 1032 to 2156 and encodes 374 amino acids. The record is from RefSeq and is a predicted model, not a curated record. Lineage: Eukaryota; Metazoa; Chordata; Actinopteri; Perciformes; Anarhichadidae. The transcript is spliced from 3 exons. Gene Ontology annotation, molecular function: oxidoreductase activity, acting on the CH-OH group of donors, NAD or NADP as acceptor. Gene Ontology annotation, biological process: steroid biosynthetic process.